GCGAGCUCUAGCGGAGUUGAAAAACAGAAAUUUGAAGAUGCACCAGCAUCUUUCAAAUCUUCAGUGUGGAAUCAUUUUGGCUUUGGGGUUGAGUACAACGACGAAGGAGGGAAAACAAUCAACAGAAAUUACACUGUAAACUUUGUUUGGCACAUGUCGCAUACUCCAAAGGAAACACGAGCAAUAUGUCAAAGCAUAUCCAGCGAAAGCAUCCAGACAUAACGCUUCAUGAACACAGGUCAGUCGAGCAACCCGAACAGGCACUAGCAGAAAAAAAACAAUUGUCUAUUGAGAAUGCUUUUGCUCAGACCUACCGGGCCUCUUCAGAGAAACACAGAAAGAUAACCGGUGCAUUGGGAGUGUUUAUCGAUAAAGAUUUACAGCCCUUUUCUGUAGUAGAGGAUGUGGGGUUUAAACAUUUAAUGAAAACGCUCGACCCACGUUAUGCUGUGCCCAGUCGCACUUAUUUCAGUGCGGUUGUCAUCCCUGGUCUUUACGACAAAACGCGCAAAGCCAUCGAGAGUGAUUUGGCGAAAACAGAAAGCCUCGCACUGAUUACGGACAGUUGGACUUCUCGGGCAACACAGAGCUACAUGACUGUGAUGGUUCUCUACAUUUUGGACUGGCAGAUGAAAAGUGCCGUGCUGCAGACCCGCCCACUCUAUGAAAGCCACACAAGUGCGCAUUUAGCAGAGGAGUUGAAAAAUGCAGUCACCGAGUGGAAGCUGCAGCGGCCAAAUACAACUAUACCCGUCACCACAGAUAAUGCUGCAAACAUAGUUAAUGCAGUCAAUGAAACUGUUGAGCUGGGACCCCAAAUUGGCUGUUUUGCUCACACUUUGAAUCUCGCGGCCAAGAGGGCAGUGUCAAUCAACGCUGUGUCCCGCCUCCUUGGGAAAGUGAGGAAAGUUGUCACCUUUUUUCACCGCAGCACCACAGCCAACCAAGCACUUGCUGUGAAACAGGAAAUGUUAAACUUGCCAAAGCACAAGUUAAUCAAUGAUGUGAUAACUCGGUGGAACACAUCACAUGACAUGUUGUCACGAUAUGUUGAGCAGCAGCCUGCCAUCUAUUCGGCAUUAACAAUGGACAAAAACCUGAGGAGCCACGUCACGGGCAUUGCAAUGUUGACUGAUGUAGAACAAAAAAUGGCAGAGCAACUAAUUGAAGUACUCAAACCACUGAAGACUGUGACAACACUCAUGAGCAGUGAAACAACCCCCACAAUUUCAAUGAUCCUCCCACUGAAGGAAAUGAUUCUCAAAUCCAUGGUACCUGGAGAUGAAGACAGUACAGUUAUCAAAGAAGCCAUUGCACAGGACCUGGAUAGAAGAAGGUACACUAACCCUGACCUUCAGAAGUACCUCCAAAAAGCCACAGCCCUGGAUCCCAGGUUUAAAUCCCUGCCCUCCCUUGAUGAAUCCUCCCUUGACAGACUCUACAAAGAUCUUGCCACAGAAAUCCUGGAGUAUGAACCACAGGUAUGAUGAUCUUAUUUUCUGUGAAUCUAUGGCUGUAUAUUUAUUUAAUGAUUAUUUUU
This is a messenger RNA of Rhinichthys klamathensis goyatoka, 1540 nucleotides long. RefSeq names its product E3 SUMO-protein ligase ZBED1-like. Lineage: Eukaryota; Metazoa; Chordata; Actinopteri; Cypriniformes; Leuciscidae. The coding region runs from base 186 to 1487 and encodes 433 amino acids. The transcript has 2 exons. The record is from RefSeq and is a predicted model, not a curated record.